Sphaeramia orbicularis (orbiculate cardinalfish) is the source of this 2085-nucleotide messenger RNA. RefSeq names its product GTPase IMAP family member 8-like. The transcript is spliced from 3 exons. Gene Ontology annotation, molecular function: GTP binding. The record is from RefSeq and is a predicted model, not a curated record. Lineage: Eukaryota; Metazoa; Chordata; Actinopteri; Kurtiformes; Apogonidae. The annotation marks the transcript as partial.
ACUGGUCUCUGUUUUUCAGGGGACGUCUGCUGUUCUUCUCAGUUAAAGAUCGUCCUCCUCGGAGGCAGAAACUCUGGAAAGAGUCGUGUGGGGAACCUAAUCUUAGGCAAAGAGGAGUUUGUCACCAAGGAGAGGACGUGGAGCUGCCGUAGACUGGGCGUCCGGUGUGGACGGCGUCUCACGGUGGUGGACUCUCCCGGGUGGUGGUGCGACUUCGGCGUCCAGGACUCAUGUGAGCUGGUGAAGGCGGAGGUCCUGGGCAGCGUGUCCAUGUGCUCUCCAGGCCCUCACGUGCUGCUCAUCGUGGUCAAAGCCAGAUCGGCGUUCUCGGAGAAGCGUCGUCGGGCGGUGGAGGAGCACGUGGCGCUACUGGGGGACCCGGUGUGGGCUCACUGCACGGUGGUGUUCACCUUCAACGACAAACGCAGACUGGUCAAAGCGGAGGACGUGGUGGAGCGGGGGGGGGCGGGUCUGCGCUGGCUGAGCGACAAAUGCGACCGGAGGUGUCACAGCGUCGCCUUCAACGACGACGACGCCCAAGUCCAGGAACUGCUGGAGAAGAUGGAGGAACUGGUGAGAGCCAAUGGGAACAGAGAGUUUGAACUGGAGGGACGUCUGGGACAGGAAGUGUCCGAGCAGAGGAGGCGGGUGGAGGACAGGGCGCGGCGGAGGUUCGCCAAAGUCAAAGAACACCGAGCUCUGAUGAGAGAGAGGUUGCGGCCCAUGACUGAUAUCAGGAUCGUGUUGGUCGGAGCAAAGGGUUGUGGGAAAUCGUCGACGUUCAACACCAUCUUAGGCAGAGCGGACACGCCGCCGUUCAGCCGGACGUCCCGCUGUCGGGUGGGGGACGGCGUGGUAUUUGGCAGACAUGUGACGGUGGUGGACACCCCCGGCUGGUGGAGGAACUACUUCUGCCACGAGACCCCCGUGUUGGACCGGAGGGAGCUGGUCCUGGCUUUGUCCCGGUGUCCCCCGGGGCCUCACGUCUUCCUGCUGGUGGUCCGCGUGGACAGAUCCUUCGGCGAAACCAACCGCAGAGCCGCUCAGGAACACGUGGAGCUCCUGGGCGAAGGUGUCUGGGCCCGAGCCCUAGUGGUCUUCAGCUUCGGGGACUGGCUGGGGGCCGCCACCGCCGAGCGUUACCUGGAGACGGAGGGGACGGCCCUGCGGUGGCUGGUGGACCGCUGCAGCAACAGGUACCACGUCAUCAACAACAGAACCAGAGGGGACGGCUUCCAGGUCCGGGAACUGAUCGGCAAGAUCGAGGAAACGGUCGCCGGCGGCAACGGGAACUGGCACUAUGAGGUGGAGAGGAGGGUGACGGAGACGCUGGAGAGGAGGAAGAGAGGAGAGGAGGAGAGGGCGGAGGAGAGGAGGAGGAGGAAGGAGGAGCAGAGGAGGAAGGGUCGGACUCAGAUGGAGAAGCUCCGCCCCCUGUCAGAGCUCAGCUUAGUCCUGGUCGGCGGCAGGAGAACCGGUAAAAGCUCCUGCGGAAACACUGUCCUGGGCCGACAGAGCUUCGACGCAGACGUCCAGACGACCUCCUGCGUCCGAAAACAAGGAGAAGUUGGCGGAAGGACGCUGACGGUGACGGACACGCCGGGAGGCUUCUCCGUGACCUCUGACCUCCUGCGACCUCUGAGCGCCGUCCUCCUGGUGGUCAAUGCCAGCGCCGCCUUCAGGGACGAACACAGGGAGGCCGUGGAGCAGCAGCUGGAGGCGGGCGGAGUCCAGGCGUGGAGGCGGGCCCUGGUUCUGUUCAGCUUCGGGGAUUGGCUCGGAGACGCCGGCGUGGAAGAGCGAAUCGAGAGCGAAGGGGAAGCGCUUCAGUGGCUGGUGGAGAAGUGUGGAAACAGGUACCACGUUCUAGACAACAAACACAGGGACGGAGGAGCUCAGGUUGGACAGCUACUGGAGCUGAUAGAGGAGAUGAUGGUGGACGACAGGAUGGACGUCUGUCACAGGGGAGAUCAUGUGACCAGAGGUGUGUCAUCCAGACCAGAACAGCUGAUGGAGGAACUAACACUGGACCGAAAGGACUCAGAAGACCACGGUGGACAUCAGCUGACCCACCACUGUGAGUAG